GCAGACGGCGGAUGACGAGUGACGCAGUCUGUGUAUGUUGAGGAAGCUAACGAGGAAACCUCGUAGAUAGAUAAACACCCGGGAGAGGUGUGAACCCAGCGAGCCCACGGCUGUCACACAACCGAGAGAACAGCUCCAAAGGUCGGACUGAGUCCUCCACACAGCGAGGGUCGACAUGUCUGAGACGUACGACUUCCUGUUUAAGUUCCUGGUGAUCGGCAGCGCUGGGACUGGGAAAUCCUGCCUCCUGCACCAGUUCAUCGAGAACAAGUUUAAACAGGACUCCAACCACACCAUCGGCGUGGAGUUUGGAUCCAGAGUGGUGAACGUUGGUGGAAAGACAGUUAAACUGCAGAUAUGGGACACUGCUGGACAGGAACGAUUUCGUUCUGUAACACGCAGCUACUACAGAGGAGCCGCUGGAGCACUCCUCGUCUAUGACAUCACCAGCCGGGAGACAUAUAAUGCCCUGACCAACUGGCUGACGGAUGCACGGACACUGGCGAGUCCCAACAUUGUUAUUAUCCUGUGCGGCAACAAGAAAGACCUGGAUGCAGACAGGGAGGUGACCUUCCUAGAGGCUUCGCGCUUUGCUCAGGAGAACGAGUUGAUCUUUCUCGAGACCAGUGCUCUGACAGGGGAAAAUGUGGAGGAGGGCUUUCUGAAGUGCGCUCGCAUCAUCCUCAACAAGAUAGAUUCAGGUGAGUUAGACCCAGAGAGGAUGGGUUCAGGUAUCCAGUAUGGAGACGCGUCAUUGAGGCAGCUGCGACAGCCGAGAGGCACCGCCACACAGAAUAAGCAGCAGUGUAAUUGCUAGGGAUCGAAACCCCACGCUCACCUACAGGCCAACGGAGACAGGGCAUCCCCUACAGCUCCAGGUGUUUUUUGGUGUGUCAAACCCUCUCUCCGCGGACUCACACACCUUGGAUCACCUGGAUGAAUGAGCGUGGAGAUCACUGCAACCCCUGACCCCUGACCUCUGGUAAGAGUCACUGCAUCUUACCUGAGGGGGUCAGCAUUGCACCUUUGUCUGGACAAGGAAACUCCUCAUUGUGAACACACUGUGAUCGCAAAGACAGGGAAUCCUCUUCUUCAAAAAUCACUUUCCCAAGUCACUGACCAGACUAGGACAAGUUGAGGGUUGUGUGUAUGGGCUGCCCUACUGUUCUUUUCUCCGUUUAUUUUUUUUCAUCCUGGGUUCAGUAACAAUUUCAUGCUUUCUGCAUUUGCACGUCAUUGUUUGUAAGUUAUCAUCUGUAAAUUGAGUUGCACCUGUUUAUUGUUCAGCUGUCCGGUAGGAUUCAUGAUCGGUUUGGUCUACGCUUUCUGACUUUCUAUUUUCAUAAAGGCACGAUCCGAUGAUAUUUUGUUUUUAUUUGCCAUUGUGUUCACUGUACUUAUAAGUUCAGAGUUGUAUUGAUGAUGACUGAGUUAUAAAGAGUCUAAACAUAGACAGAUUUUGGACUACAAUAAUCUUACAGAAACCAGAUGUUAUUCAGAUCUUUAUGAAGGUUUCGGCAUUUUCUUUCUGAUUUUAAGACUGAAGCAGCUCAUCAGUAAUUUCAGAUUUUUAAAGUGACACUUAAGUCCUUAUAUAGAACCCAGGUUAUUCACUCUGACAUAUGUGUUUAAGCCUUUUGAAUUUUUUGGUUUACCUUGAAACGCAUUGUUUUAAUGUAGAGUAUUGGCCUUAGUAAUAUACUUGAUAUUGUGGAUCUACAGUAUAUUAUUCCCAGUCUCCAUGUCUCUUAAGUGUCAUAGGAACUGGUCCAGUCACACCAUUCUACAUCCACCUGUGGCUCAGGUUGAAAGCACAAAAAAGAGAACUAAUGCUCUUUAUUUUAUCCCAAAGUCCCCAAACUCUGUAGAUAUAUCUCAUCAGAUUAACAACAUGUUCAAGUCUGUGUCUCUGCUCCGAUCACAGUGAAAGACUAACCAAGCGUCAUCAGUCUUUGCAAAACUAAAACUGUUUCUGACUCCUCUGCUGCAGUUUUUCUCUCUCCAUGACCUCCCUUUGAUUUACACUGCUCUACAUGCACAUACUGCAUGAGGGACGUCACAGGAAACCACAGUUGGUUUUGCCUCAGUGCCAUGUUUGGGGAAACUUUCCUGCCGCCCACCCAGUUCCCUCACAACAGCUCAACGCUGUUGAAUCAUGCAUGGCUGAAAUUGCGCCUUGAUGUCAGGAACCUGGUUUUUAACCCUCUGAGUAGUUUUCACCUUGGAUUGUUUAGCGCAGAAGCAGCUCUGCUGCAAAAUGUUUGUGGAGCCAACCCAGAUGUUUUAUCCUGAGAGCCGGCUUGUGUUGCCCCAAGAGAAACAGGGAAAUUCCCCUCUCAAACAUGGUUUCCUCUUUCUGUAUAACACUGAUGGUCUGGUUUGUGGCGCUGCUGGGAGUUAAUAACCCAAACUGCGGCCCUACUGUUGAGUCGAAGGCACUGAGAGCAGGUCACACUGACCCAGUCGAGAGGAGAUCAUAACAAGAACUGCCUGCGAACUUCAGCCCACACAAUUCCAAGUUUUAGUGGCUGCUUUCUAGGAGACAUUGUGCAGGUCCGUGCUGACAGCCGGGUUUGGGCUGCAUGCACCAUCCUCAGUCAUCUUUGCAGCUGGUGGGGUGAAAGUGGAUUCCCCAUUCACCUCCUCUUCAUCGCAGCUGAGGCUAAUGGACUGAUCCUGUGGAGUCAUCCCCCAUGAUUACACCGUGUCCGGACACCCAGUCGGUUUCGUGCUCGUCAGGGUUUUGUAGCGAUGCAACGGCGUCGAGCUGAUCGCCCCAGCUGGCUCCUGCUGGGAUGGUGUUUACCUGGGUGCUCUCCGCUGACUCCUGUGAAUGUAGGAUGGCUACCCCUCUUAUAGGAUCCACCGCUGACAAGCCAGCUUGGCGCACCAGCCUGCGGCGGCAGGUUAUUAUGGAAAGGCAUGCAAAAUGCUCACAGGCGCCUAGGGAUGUGUGCGAUUCUCAGGCGUAGUCGAGCCCGAGGCACACUGAAUUGAUAUCUGCCCCGAGAUCUUGUUACCACAUGUGCAAAACCUCGGCGGUACCUUGCUCUUGUCCAUGGUGAGGGCAGGUGCAGGGUCCAUGACUUUAAUCUCUCCCGUUAAAGUUGGAAGCGGUGAGUAGCUAAUAUGGUGGCUAGCUACUUAACUCAGGAAGCUGUGCAGCGAUCAGGUAGCGCCUGACUCUGAGUGGUCAGCUCGCUUUAUGAACAGUUGGCAAGCCCAUUGGGCUACAGCUGCCGUCUGAGAGGAUGCUUCUAUGACCGAGAAGAGGUUCUAGUCUGAGGUGAUGACGGGUUUGUUAUAGUAGGAGAAGGUCCCUCCUCUAGUGGCCGAUCAUGUCAUGUCUGCCUGCCAGUCAAGACUGGCGUGGUUUAAAAUUGCUUCUGGGAGACAGCAUGGAGGGGGGGUGGGGUCCCAUUGUGAAAUACUGAAACAAAUGUUGAAAGAGAACCAGCUCCAGAUAUUAUCAGAUAUCAAGAGACAGAUGGUCAGAAAAAAAAUCAUAAAAUAUUGGCAUUGUGUGAUAGUUUGUCUCCUUCUGCAAGUGCACUUUUACUUUUGAAAUUUCAUAUUUUGUUUGUAUGCUGUAACUAUAGAAUUGUACAUUUUAUUUUACUUGAACUGUAAUAAAGAUUUUAAUUGUA
Molecule: messenger RNA, 3647 nt
Organism: Paralichthys olivaceus (Japanese flounder)
Lineage: Eukaryota; Metazoa; Chordata; Actinopteri; Pleuronectiformes; Paralichthyidae
Gene: rab4b
Product: RAB4B, member RAS oncogene family
Biological process (GO): Rab protein signal transduction; regulation of endocytosis; vesicle-mediated transport
Cellular component (GO): insulin-responsive compartment; recycling endosome; plasma membrane
Molecular function (GO): GTPase activity; GTP binding
Source: RefSeq, a predicted model, not a curated record